AAUUAUAAAAUGUAAGUUUGUUAAGCAGAUUUGUAUUAUAUUCCAUAAUAAAUUAUUUCGUCAUAAUUGGAAAUAAAAUGAAAAAAAGUAUAUUAAUUAUUAACAAAGUUCUAUGUGUUAUAACAUUAAAUUUCUCGAACAACUGUUUUUUGAAAAAUGUUAAACGCUCACGAUAUAGUCAACAAACCAAGCAAAAAGUUUAUAUCGUUAUGGAUUUUGCCACCAGGAUCAAAACCUAUUGUGAGGGUUGAAACAGAAAAUGGCAGUAUUUCUGCAAGUCGUUUAUUUAAUAUUGGUUGCUCUACACUUGAGCUGUACGAAAGUAGCAAACCUUGUUUUGGGCUAUUUCAAGGCAGUAUGUACCCAAUAAAGAAAUACGCCUCUAUGGAAAUUAUACUUCUUCCAUGUAAAACCGUCACAACAAUACAAAGAUGGUGUUUUAACGUAUCUAUGGAAACCAAACUCAUUAGAGUUGACCCUACGGCAUUCCGUCUUUUAGCUACGCAAGUUUCACACGAAAUAAAAAUGGGCUGUUUUAAUUUAACUGAAGAAGAAAAAGAAGCUCUAGAAUCUACAAUAGACCCAAGUUUUGUGACUUACAAACAGUACGUUGUAGUUGCUCGAAAAAUUCCUGACUAUGGAACUAUAAAGUUUCAAAAUGUGGAAAUUGUUAACAGCGUAAAGCUGUUAAAUAAUACGUUACGAAAAGGUUUGAAAAUAGUGUUAAAAGUGUGCCCCACAACUCUAAUGGUUCUUUCACCAAAAACCUCCAUUUCGAUUCCUUGGCGUAAAGUUCGACGUUUUACUGAAAUUAACGAAACUAAGUCGGUAUCUUUUGAAGUUUUCCUAAAUGAAAUCCAAUCCUUUACUUGGUUGGAGGUAAAAACAAUACAAGGAGCGCUUCUUUUACAAGCCACUGCUGAAGCAAUAUCCAAUAUAAAAUCCAAAAUAGAAGAAGAAGAUGCUCAACAGCAAAUGCAGUUAACAAACCCAAUCUUUAAUAAUAAAUUAACCUUCGCUCUAAUAAAAUCCGAGUUGUUUGGAUUAAAAAGCAGUAAAGACAACAACAUAUGCGAUCAUUUCGAUGAGAUCCAUUCAAGUGACGACGAAGAUUACAAAAAGCAAAGGGCUAUUGAAAUGCAGCUAAAGAGUAUCAACUGUAAAUAAUCAAUUUAAGACCUAAAGUAAAAAGAUUAAAACGUUUUAUUAAAGUCUUUUGAAAACGAAAGAGAAAACAUUUUAUUUUAUUAUAUACAUAUAUAUAAAUAUUUUAUUUAGUUC
Molecule: messenger RNA, 1281 nt
Organism: Hydra vulgaris (swiftwater hydra)
Lineage: Eukaryota; Metazoa; Cnidaria; Hydrozoa; Anthoathecata; Hydridae
Source: RefSeq, a predicted model, not a curated record